Messenger RNA from Anarrhichthys ocellatus (wolf-eel), 14439 nucleotides. It is a transcript of the gene celf2, whose product is annotated as cugbp, Elav-like family member 2. Lineage: Eukaryota; Metazoa; Chordata; Actinopteri; Perciformes; Anarhichadidae. The coding region runs from base 12814 to 14439 and encodes 541 amino acids. The record is from RefSeq and is a predicted model, not a curated record. The transcript is spliced from 13 exons. Gene Ontology annotation, molecular function: RNA binding.
UGUGUGUGUGUGUGUGUGUGUCGGAGUAAAGCACAAAGAGACAGAGACAGAGAGAGAACCGAUAGCAGAACCGCAUCAAUACUCUGGGUUUUUCACUAAUUUAACAACCGGUUCCCGUUUCGAACCGGGUUUCAGGGGCCAUCGUUCCCCGGGAAUCCUGUUCAGGUGAUGUCAAUGAAUGUCAAGGCGCAUGUUUUAUUUUCAACCAACCUGGCCAAUCUGCAAUGGCUGAAAGAAAACUAAUUAUAUACAUUUUUGAGUCCAGGUUUCUUAGGACAAGCUAUUUGGAAAUAACUCGACCAAAACUCAAAUCCUGCCCCUGAAGUAGACUCUUUUUCCUCAUUUCUUCUCUCCUUUUGUGCUGAAGUCUGAAGGUAGAGGAGCACAACACUUCAAUCAAUCCCGGCCCUAAUUAGGCCUCUGCCUCACCUCGCGCGGCGUAAUGAUGGCGCGGCCACAUAAAAAGCUUCCCUCGGUUGUUGUUGUUUUUUCUCCCCCUCCACUUCAAAAAGCCAUCUCCCUCGGCGGACCACCCCGCCAUGAUUUAGCAGCAGGUCUUUAGGUUUGUUUGUCCUCUGUUUUGUUUAGUCAUUAAAGUUGUCACACUCUGUUUGGAUCAAAGCGGCUUCAGGAGCGGCACAAAUUAAGGUCCUAAAUAUUAGCGGUGACACCUUGUUAAUGGGAUGGAAGGGAAAGCAGGAAGGAGGGGUUGGAGCCGGGCAUGGCUGUAUUUUUUCUUCGGGAUGUGAAGCCCUGACGGCAGCGUUUACGUUACAUCGAGUUGUGGUUUUCGGUCGACGGUUGGUGUUGUGCACUUGGCAGCGGUGGUUGUAAUUAGGAGUGCUGGCUCGGUCCUGCAAGAUGUUUUUGCCGGUUGUCAGGGCGGUGGGUUAGGUGGUGAGACGUGAUUGACGGCGAGCGGGCACAGCGGUGGGCAAUAUGGCGGCUGUGGUCGGCCAAGAUUGGCAGGCGGCUCUGUGUUAGUGCUUUUCUGACUGGCAGACAUUAUAGCCCUCUUAUCUGUGGUUCUCUGGGGUGCUUUCAUACAACUACAGUGUGUGUCCGCUAUGAUCCAUCUGAGUGGUAGUUUUUCAGCCCGGCCGGGGCGGGGCGCACAGAUGUUCUGACACACUUGCACACUGACGGAUGGAUGGUUGUGUUUACCUUCUCACAAGUGUGUUUAAACCAAGACAGGGGGGCCCAAAACCACUCACAAAUCAUUCCUCGGUGUCGGGCGCACAAACAAUCCACAGAAGAGACGCACACUAAUGAGAGAAGUUACAAAGGUUUGCUUUUUCUUUCUUUCUUUAAUGAGAAGGCCACGGCUCUGUUUCACCUCCGCUGGUAAACAACAACUCGCUGAACUUUGUGUGUGUCUGUGUAAGUUAACGUUAUGCUGAGACGUUGUCUUGCAUCCCACAUUUGCCUGGCUCAGUUCGCUUGUUCGUAUUGUUGUCAAAUUCCUUCACGCACACACACACACACACACACACACCCGCAGACACACACGGAAAACACACACAGAUGCUCACAGCCAAGUCAAAUCUCAGCUGGCCAGACUGACAUUGAAGGCUUUUAAUGCAGCUGUCGUUGGUUAGUCGUGCGCACACACACACACACACACACACACGCUAAGUCAUGAAUACACUUUCACAACAAAUACCCAAAUGCACAGAGCUUUGAGGAGUGUGUGUGUGUGUGUGUGUGUGUGUGUGUGUGUGUGUGUGAAGGAGCGGUGACACUGCAGUUAGCGUUAGCCCACUUUGCCAUUCCCACGGCAUGGCUGUCAGCCUGCGCUUAGCUUAGCGUCUUCAUCUGCAGAGGAUUAGCAUGCAGCGCUAGCCGGCGCACACGAGCUGAGCCUCCCCUCUCUGAUUAGGCGUGAUGCAUUCGAAGCCUCCACGGGGAGAGAGGAACGCCGCACACUCCGCCGCCCGGCACAUCAGCUCAUUGUGUUAAGAGGUGUGUGUGCGGGAUGUUAAGCAGAUGUUUAGUGAAUGCAGCUUAGUCGAGAGCGGGCUCGGUUUUUAAACGGCCUACACAAGUCCACGGCAGCGGGAGCAGGGCCGCAUUCACACAGCAGCACAGUGUCCACGUCUGGUUUUGUGUUAUUGAACACCGGUCUAACUUAACUCACAGAGACAUACCUGAAUUAUAAUACACCAGUUCAGUGAGUUUCAAAUGAAUACAUUUAGAGCCGCCUGCAGUGAUAAGAACGACUUUAUGUCUUGUCAUUGGAAGAUAAUUGGCCCUGGUGCUACAAUAUAUGGCCUAAAGGUAUGUCAACUUAACACCUGCCUGAGAUUAUUGGACAUCUCAUUCUAAAACGGAAACCAUGAAACAGCCUUUACUCUUUUUGGAAGAUUUUACUACUUGAUUUUAGGUCCUGGCUGCAGGGACUUGCACACAUUUUGCAUCGAUAUCGCCCACAUAUGGAGGCGAUUGGGCAUUCGAGUUCAUCCUGAACCCCUGUUCGGUACCAUAUGGAGCCGGUUGGCCAGAUGUUUUGUUUUUUUAUUGACCCUGAGCUAAGUCCCGCCCCUCAAACCCAGACUGGCCAAUCAUAGUCAGCUCUGCUCCAUACACUCUCAUGCAGUGGUUUCAGAUGUUCUUCAUGUUCAGGCUGGUUUCGUGGAUUUGAAGCUCGUCAUGGUUAAACGUGGUGUAAACGUUUAUUUUCCAAAAGAUGAUAUUAAUGCAGGAAGUGCAGUUAGUGACAGUGUGGGCUGCUGAAUAUACAUCCACACCUCUUGUGCUGUAGUUUUCUGGGCUUGUUUUUUUUGCCCUUCGUGUGAAUGAAAAGCUUGUGCUACAGAACGGAUGGUGCUGGUUGUGAGUAUCCUGUUAUGGGAAUGGAAGUUUAGUCUGUCUCAGGCGUUUGGGGAGCAUGUGAGGAAUCCCAGAACUCUUUGCAGGCCGUUUUGGAGAAGAGAGUGCACUGCAACAAGUCCCCCGGGUGCUCAUUAUGGAAAAUGUUGCUCUGUGAAACUCUAAAAACACGCGCAUACAACCCAGAUGUAGACGGGGAUUUUCUCUGUCUCACAUGGUUCAAUCACGUAAUUCGGGUCAAGGGGUCAAGUCUUUAUUCAUAUUCCAGCAUAUGGAGUUCUUGCAUCAUCGUAAUGGGAAGCAUAGAUCAACCACAGUUGCAGAACUGAAUCAGCAUUUGCACAGUAAUGUGUUAUCGGUUCCUGCUUUUUGUUAUCUGCAGCUCGAUUCCAAUAUUACACUGUAUGUUGAAUUAUCAGACAUUCAUAUAUCCUCCAAUCAAUUACAGCUCAGCACACCACGCCCAGCAGCUGCUUCAGACGGCUCACUAACGCUCAACUUUCACCGCCUUUCCUGCCAUCUUCAAAUACAUACAUUUGCCCACCGCUCUUCCCUGCUGUUGUGUUAUUCUUUGUACAAUGUGUGUUGGGGCUGAAUGAUCUGAAUCAUCAAUGUUUAUUGGGAGGAAAUGUUUAGAUUCUUUAGUAAUACCAGGUAAAAAUACAAGUUAAAGUCACUGCGUUCAACAUGCUACUUGAGUAGUACAUGUCACCAGCAAAAUAUAAUUAAAUGAUCAGAACUAGAAGUACUCAUUAUGCAGAAGGAUCCUUUCAGAGUGUUAAAUCAUUUGUUUUGUUUCAUGCACUCCAGAAUGAUUUGUGCACACUUAUCUUGUGCAACAAGAUAAGAAAUGGCAAUUCUUCAGGACUUGAGGGGCUCCUUUGUUAGUGUUGUUGAAGGGGUAGUUACAACUUCUUCCCCCUCAUUAGUGCAUGACGACUUCACGUAGCUUUGCACAACUCCAGCCUGAGCAGCAACGGAACCGGAAGCACCUGUGUGGUAUGCAGGGAUAGGAAUCUGUGAUAAUGCAUCGUAUUUUCACAAAAGCGUUUCUAAUCAUGAUCCUCGAAAGUCUGCGUAGGGAUGAGGAGGGGAUGCUCAGCACAGGACUUUCACCCAGCAGACCGCUGUUAGUGUCACGUGUGAAACCAGACGCCAACGUUGACUUAUUUUAAUUCAUGCGUGGUAUACUUACAUCAUGUACCAAGUUUUUUCGUUUUAAGCCAAACAUUAGCAAUACUAAACAUAACCAAGAAGUUUGUUUGGUUUCGAUUCACAACUUCUAUCGCACGUUUAAUUUCUGAAGGAAAAUACAUUUCCCUCGAAAACGUAAUUUAGAAUGCAGUUUAGUUGUUCAGGAACGUAAUUUAAUAGGAAACAUGGUUGCAUAUUUUAUAAGUUAUGUGUUGUAUAUGUAAAAUCUAAUUAACUUGCAGCAAAAAAAAGAAAGAAAAUAGAACAAUAUUUCUCUCUGACAUGUAGUGAAGCUGUUCUAUAAAGUUUGAUGAAUUGGAAAUAUUCAAGGAUAAUUGUAUUUUAGUAAAUGUACUCCACCCCUGCCUAUAAGAAGCAUUCAGAAACACAGUUUUAUAGCACGUCUUAUAAUUUAUCAGUAAUAUCUUGUCCGUCGCUGCUCCACUUGAAACGUAAAUGGUACAAACAGGUUUCACAGUUUCUUGACAAAUAUGAUUUGAUGUGAAUCUCCUGAGAGAGACUGAAGUGUAAGAGGAGGAAAAGCAAAGGGGGGGGGGGUCGAAGAGGGAGACUUAGACAGAGAGAGAGGGUGGGUGGUAGACGGUUCCCGCAGCACCCUUGGGUGACGUUCGCCGCGGUUUGUGUGCGCCGCAGAUGAGUAAUGGCUUCUGACGUGCGCGUCUUUCUUGUCUCGUCCUCCAUCCGUUUCAUCAUUACACGCCAUCAAUCUCCCCGUCAGGCCCCUCUGUGCCCCUUCUCUUAUGCUAUCUCCCUCUCUUUCUCCCCCCCUCCCCCCCUCUUUAACCCCAGACAGGCUCGUUCUACAUUGUCUGCAAAGUCCUCGGGGUGUUUAACUCCUCGCCGCCACUUCUUUCUCUCUCUCUCUCUCUCUCUCUCUCUCUCUCUGCACCGAAGCAUUGCUCUGUUUCUCACCUGAGCCCCAGUUUAAUUUCACUGUGAGAGCGGCGCUCACACACUCGAUCAUUCACUCACCUAACACACACACACUCACACACCGACUCUCAAACAAACACGGUUCGUGCACACACACACAUGCACACACUCGAAAGGAGCUGUCAAGAGUAAUGGUGUUUAGUGUAAUGUACUGUAUGGCCGCUGUAGCCUCUGCUUUCUCAAUAGGAAUCAUUAUAGAGAUUACAUAAUGGAGGUAAUUUUUCCUCUGCCCGUGUGCAGCGCUGUGAUGGCAGUACAAAGUGUUUGGGAGGCAGGAGAAGCCCUGUUAGCUGUAGCUGAGGAGUAAAUGUGUCUGGUGUAGCCUGGCUAAAUCAGCGGCCGUUAGCCUCCCUCCCCUCUCUACAGAUCCAUGCCUAUUACUCUUAACAAACCAGAAUGGAUCCGGGCUAUUGAUCUGUUGGCGAGGGAAUGCUCUCUUUUUUCAAACGCACUGGAAAGGGAGUAGGCCGUACACGCGUCGAUGCUGAAAUGCUCAUGCGGGAAGUGGAGAAUGUGGAUGAAGCGUCCUCCUGUGUUACAGCACGUAUGAUUAAAUCUGACGGGACUUGGUGUUAAUACGUGAUGUGGCUUCAACAGCCAGGGAAAUGACUUCUCUACGCUCUUAAAGGAGUAGAAUCCGGUGAGCAUCAAAUGCUCACCUCGAGUCCAGCGUCAUGACAGAAGGCAGCUGUACUCGGAUUGGAUUCACAGCAGUUGCAAUAGAUUCCAAUAGAGACCCAGAGGCACUGUGAACUCUAUCAAACUGUUCUGGAGACAGUUCUUAAGAAACUGAUAGAUGCAGCUUUUCAGAUAUCAGUUCAAAGGAACAGACAGUUUUGUUCAAAUACAUUUAAAGGUUUGAAUGUCUUUUUUUAAGUUUGCAUGCUUGUUCAGCACCUUGAACAUAAUUAGAAUGUUUUGCGUACGUAAAUAUUGCAGCGGUCUCCAACAUCAGCGGUAAACAUUCGGUUACUAUAACGAUAACAAAUUCUAGCAUGACUAAAUGUUUAACAGUAAAAUGAAUAUUAACUCAAAUUGAAUUAGCAAUCAAUUCACCAUUUAUUGAUGAUGGUUCAUGCCAUCGGUACUUUUCAAAGCAGCAGAGUCUGUGAUCCCGUGUUACUGUGUUAUUAAGUCACAACCGGACUGUAACUGACUUAUUCCAUUUGAGUCCGUCGGGUCUAAAAAGUCCUCCGACGUGCUCCCGGCUAUAGCAAGAAAAUUAAAUUUGCUAAUUUGAAAGGGGCGCAACCAAAUAAUAAUUCUGGGAUUAUAACAUAUUAAUGUUACCGAAGAGCACGGCGGACUCUUUGUGUCACUUCUGAAAUGAGUAAUAAAUAAUGUGUAAUACCGCCUGGUUUCCCGGUAUGACGGCGUAAUUGACUCUCCUCCAUGGUGCUCCGAGGUCAUUCCCUCCCCGGUGAUGAUUCAUGUGUUCGCUAAUUGCUCUGACAUCAUCCUUGUUGCAUACACUCACUAUCUUUAACACACACACGCACACACACACACUUUGCUUCCUCUCUUGGCUCGGCAGUAGGCAAGGCUGCCAAUAUUGUAUUUACAUUAAAUCUUUGUAAUUUGAUAGACCCUGAGGACGGAGUUCGCUCCAACAUCGAUGUGGCCGCACAGGUGUCUAACCUUGACUCCUCACCCAGCAUGGCUAUUCAUAGGCCAUUAAUUAGAGCAGUAUCCUCCCAAUUAACACACUCGCUUGUUUCUCUAGCCACGCACACACUACACAAACACACACACACUCUUCUUGCACUCCACUCUCUUCACGUUUGAGUUCCGUUUAAUGCGCCCUGUUUGAUUUGCCCUACUAAAGUAAUGAGUUUGGAAAGCAGACAAAAAUUUUGAAGUGUGUUUUGGAGGAGCCUCGGGAUAAUUUGAAGUCCCGGGGCUGGGAGUGGAAGUACACUCCGUAGCUUCACGCGAGCGCUCGCACACAUAUCCGCACGGGAACACACACUGAGCGUUGUUUGUCUAAUGUGUUAUGGGUCUGUUCUCACAAUUUUAAAUGUUCUUCAGACGACUCAGGCAAAACAAAAUCAGAGAAAGAAGUGAUUUCUUUUUUCUCCCAGUAGUCUUUCAUUCAAACCCAAAGUACCAGCUGUGUUUGUACUUGUAAUGAACAAUUGUUAAUUAUUCGCAAUGACUCGCUUUAUCUUCUGAGAGGAGUUGUUUAUUUUGUUUUGUUUAUUAAUCUCAGUCAAGUCCCAAGUCUUCCUAAAACAAGUCAUGAAUCGAGUCUCAAGUUUUAGUACAAGUUUUCAGUCCAAAACAAAUCUUAAGUUUUGUCAAACCAAGUCUCAAAUCAAGUCCUUCGUCAGUUGUGACGAGUCCAAGUCAAGUCUCAAGUCUUCUUAACACUAGUCCCAAAAUGAGUCUCGAGUCAGUCGUUGCAAGUCAAAUCUCAAGUCUCAAGUUCAUGAAAGUACUUUAAGUCUUAAGACACGUUUAAAGUCAGUUGUGACAAGUCAUCAACAAAUCUUAAAGUGUGUCAAAACAAGUCUCGAGUCGAUUCUUCAGUCAGUCUGAUUCAGAUCUCAGGCUUUUGAGGUCAAGUCACAAGUCUUCAUCAGCAAAGUGCUCCUCCAUUGUAUGAGUUGGUUUCUGAAUGCUGACCAUUAAAAUGACACGGCAUGUGACCAUCGUACUUGUCAAUACAAUGGCCUUAUAAUUAGGUACAUGAGCAGCAGUGCCACGCAAGGCUUCCCUUUUGAUUUGGAUCCGGUCUCCUAACAUGACCAAUAUGUGCACGCUGAAGUGUGACAGAUUUUUCAAAUUGAGCCGUCAGCAGAUGGAGAUUAAAAGUUAAACCUGUAAACAAUGCACCGGGAGUAGAUUAACAGACACAAACCGAUUUGUUUACCAGGUAGAAGCAGCUUAUUCACAACAGGUAUAAAAAGAUAAGACUGCUUCUUCAGAAUUAAGAGAUAAAGAGGAGUGCAGUAGAUUAGGCCGAAUAAAACAGACCCGCAUUCAUCCGGCGUUGUCUAAACAAAAACAGCCGUGACUGUGGAGUCCACAAAUACCACCGCAGCAUUUUUCCAUUACAUUUCGCCCUCGUGCCAAAAAAAAUAUUUGCCAGUUACAUUACAGGCACUUAGGCGCUGGAUCGGCACCGCGCCCGCUUUCCUCAUGUGGUUCACAUGAAAACACACAAACUAACUCAGAAUCCAAAAUACUGUCAAACCCAAACCGUCCCAUCAGACGAAAGCGCUGCCGGGGCCCCCACAAACUGCUAAAUAUCAAACAUCAAGUGAAAAGUUGAGUGAGAACAAAUGAUAUAUUUGGCGAAGGCUUGGUCCAAACCAGAGGGAGGAUGCAGAUGAGUCUCCCUCCUCCUCCUCCUCCUCCUCCCUCUUCUUCCUCGUCAGCAUUCAAACCUCAUCUUGAACCAAUAUGGGGUGUCUGUUAGCCUGCAGGAAGGAGAGAGAGAGAGAGAGAGAGAGAGAGAGAGAGAGAGAGAGAGGGAUGAAGUGCAGAAACAGUAGAUAAUGGGUGAGGGCUGAGCGGGAGGGUAAGAGAGGGCGAGAGAGAGUAGCGAGAGGGAGGGAGACAGAGAGAGAUGGUUCAUUAAACAUUUAGAGGGAUGGAGAGCAGACAGGCCUCUCCAUUUCUCCCCUCUUACUGUUCAGCAGAUAGGAGAUUGAAUGUAGGUCUGCCUGUGCACCGAAAUACACCACUGUUAGUGCAUCGUAUAUUCGUGUGUGUGUGAAAUCCCAGCUUGUCCCCACAGGUCUCGAUAAUGGCCUGGAAAUGUAACAGCACGACCCUAAAUAUAGCAACCUCAGUCAUGCUGUAACGCUGCGCUUAAUCCCUAUAUCACACACACACAAACACACACACACACGUACGCAUGCAAAGACAAACACGCAGAGUAAUGCAAUUCCAAGGUUAGCCAAAAGGAAUUACGUGUUAGUCGAGCUUACCCAACGCAGUGUAUCCGCCCGCUCCAUAUGAACCGGGUUGUAUUUACCCUUGUACACACCUCUGUGCAUUGUCCCAUUCAGCACGGUUCCCACUCAUGCAUCCUAAUGGCCCCGGAGAGCCGGGGAGUCUCUGCUGUCUGUUAUUAGCGGAGCAGCACAGAUCAAUGGGCUGUGGGAGCACAUCCCCCAUUCAGACCCACUGAGCCGUGGCUAACUCCACAGCUAAAGUGUUUGCUGGUAUAGGAAAAAAAAAUAUCUCCGAAGUGGGGAGGCGCACCUGUACCCGCCCUCAUCCUUGCUUCUACGGAUAUAAAGCCGAGCUCUAAAGCCAGUGAGCAGCGAGAAGACGACCGUGGACGAGAGAUGAGAAGUCGCACAAAUAGGCCUUUGAUGUGGCAGUGUUUAGGUCGAGAGGAUAGGGUGUUAAAGGGCUGAUUUACUCAAUUUACCCCCCAAAACAUGUCAGACUUUCCUCUAGUGAUAUCUGGAUUUGGGUUCUAUUCGUCAGCUUUUGAACCCGUCUCUGAUAUUGCAGCUGCCACGACACAAAGAAGGUGAAAGGGAUUUAAUUUGUUGUGCUUGACGCAUUUGAAACUUGCACUCAAAGAUUUUAAGAGCAUCUUUCCAGAAGCAGUGUCCCUGAUAAUCCGCUGACCAGUUUUUUCUAUGAGAGUAUAAAGAAAGACAAGUUAACUUCAAGGCCAGAGAGCAGGAAGUAGCUUUCUCUGUAUUUGACACGAACACUUUAAAGCUGCAUUAGUCAAUAUUUUUGAUAUUAGCAUUGACUCUGUGGCUGUCAUGGUUCCAACAUUGUGAAGAGUUGUUAUCCAAUGCUGCGGUUUUAUGGAGCUUUUUAGCCUCUUUUACCUCGUUUUGUGGCACAUUUACUGUCUGGUUGAGUCUCACCAGUCUCAUCCGUCCUGUUGCUAACUGGCCAACGUAGCGAAGCAUUUAGCAGCCAGAUAUUUGCUCUCUAGUCAUGUUAAUGGUCUUCCAUUCAUCAGGUAGAUAUAAAUAUGUCUCCAAAAUAAAUGACAAACAUCCAUCCAUCCAUAAGACCUUGAGAAGUGGUGCUAGCUCUAUCUGUCUGCUUGUUUUGGUGUUUUUCUGCCUCCUGGUGGCCAGAACGCUUCACAUACUGGAUACUGAGUCAUGCAUCUGAUCUGAUGGGUAUCAUACGGGUUUAUUUGUUCCAUGACUAUUGCAGAAUUGAUCGAUACAGCACAAGCUGUGUAUGGGAAGACUGCUGAACUGAUGCAUUUUGUUUGAAUUAUUCCCAAAUAUGCACUUAAAGUGUUUUAUUAUUUUGAUUAGCAUCAUUAUUGUGUGGAAAAUGCUCUUAUUAUUCCCCUCGGUGUGAGUCUGUCUCCUGACUGCCUAACUGCGUUUUGUAGAGGCUUUUGCUCUCGCUUAUAUAAAUGCGAUUUCUGAGAAAAAUGCUGACUUGAAACCCCCCCCCAAAAAACAGAUUUAAAGAUACUGAAUACUAGCCAGGAAUGCCAGCGAGAUGCAGUCUACAAAGUGUCACUUCUGGCUCUCAAAACCCUUUGUGUUGAUUUGACAGUGUUUGCAUCUGGGAUCUGGAAUAUAUGCACACACACACACACACACACACACGCACUUACACAUGCACACACUCCAUCAGCAUAUGGUUUCCCUCCUCAGACAGACUGUUGAACAGACUGAUCCAGGUUUGGUUUUGCUCUCGAGGUCCUGACCCCGUGAUGGAGGGCAGAAGGGAAAGGAAAGGGGGCCUGAUGCUGUCGUUUGGAUUGUUACUGUAAGGCUCCUCCUCCUUUCUGCACACACACACACACACACACACACACACUCCUCAACCAUGUGUGUGUGUGUGUGUGUGUGUGUUACGAAACAUACAACCAUAUUGAGCCAUCUGUUCCAGGGCUAAUUCGUAUGCAUGACAAUGUUUUUCCAACCCAUAAAACCUAAUGAAAAUGAACACCCCACCCGCCCUAAUAUCCCUUAAUGCUAUCACUCGCUCUCUGCCCCGCCCUCCCCUCCACCCCCCAACCCCUCCUCCUGUACAACAUUACAGGCAUAAUUACACUGUAGUGGGCAUUAGCAGCCCGUCUUCCAGAGGCCCUUUUCAGUCCAGGAGGCAGGUCCAAAGAUGUCCUGCUGCUCCGCGUCAGUGAUCUGUCAGCCCGCUGAGAUCCAAGGCCCUCCCAUACCUCCUAUAAAAUUGGCUCAGAGUGUGUGAAUUGUUAUAAUUUUAUGGAGGAAAGCUUUUGGGAACGCGGCGCUGCAAUGUGCAAGUGAUUUCCUCCUUAAUGCUUAUGGCACGCUUCAGAAACCAGACAGGCAGAGAGGGACGGGAAGAAGGGAGGACGGGAUAUAAAGAGCUAAAGAGGCAAUAAAUGGAUGAAUUAAGUGACAGACAGAAGUGUUGAGGAUUGGAAACAGUAUGUAUUUAAUGAGUAAUUAACCAAUUAAACCUCACAUCUAUGUGUUGUCAAACACACAGGGAGAUAAUGGGAUUCAAAACAAGAUUUAGCAGGUGAUGAAUUCCUGAUUCAUCAGUAAAACCUGAAAUGUGCACAACACUGUCUUAUCAAGAUUAAUAUGCAUCUCUAUCAAAACUGAACCAAAGAACUACAUGUGCAGUUUGUUGGACUUUGAUUUGAGACUUCGUUUUACAAGACUUGAGACUUGACCUGAGACUUGUCUCCAUAAGAUCUGAGAAUUGAGGUGACACUUGGUUCACCCAAACUUGGCACUUGACUUGGAUUUGUCUUGAGAAGACUUGAGACUUGUAUUAACAUGACUUGAGACUGGUCUUGUCUCAACUGACUUGAGACAAGACUUGACACCUCUUGAAACCAGACUUGAGACUUGACUUGGAUUUUAUCUUGGUCUUGACAAGACUUGAGAAUUGACCUGGAGUCGCCCUUAAGGAGUUAAAAUAUGCUCUGGUGUUCAUCAAGACAUUUGUGUUGGCUUCUAUUAUUUCUGAAAUAAAAUGAUACACGUCAUAUUUACAACCACUGAUGUCUGUGUUGACACUGCAACAUAUCGGAUGUCCCGGCACAAAAGUGACAGAGUGAAGGGAGUUUGAAAAAAGAUAAAUACAAAAUGGCAGGAAAAGAAAGAAAACAAGGUCUGAAGGGAAAAAACGAGAAGAGAGGAGUAAAUGGACUUGGCAAAGCGUGGCUUCGUUCACAUGAAUCACAGCAGGGAAAUGCUGGAUAGCAGCCCGGGUCGCUCGGUGCAGUCUGUGUGUUGGUGUGUGACGCCGCGAUGAAGAAUGUGGACAAAAUGCCCGUGUUGUAUUGUGUAUUUAAAGGGUGCCUGAGGUCAAACAUGCUGAGUUGCAACCACAAUGAAAUGAUCUACUAGGGAAAUUACAGUAAAAACAAGAGCUUGCAGAUGCUGUCAGACACACGGAAAACACUGCCCUCCCAUGUUGCCCAAUAAGUAGGUUUCCUCCAGCUGUCUGUCACCAACAUGAGGACCAUUAAUGGUGGUUUAUUUAAAGGUUCAGAGGCGGUUAUUGCCAGUCCACACCGAGCGUCCUCGGAGAACAGGCGCACCUAUAACUGUGCAACCACGUGCAUGUUUUAUAGUUUUUAUUGGGCGUCGUACAUGAAAACAGCAGCCAAGUGCUAAUAGAGGUGAUAUCCAGGCUUUUGCAACCUUUGUGCUGCAAAUGGCGUCGAGAGCUCACUCACAAUGGGAUGUAAUUGUGCCGAAGCCAGUUUUCGACAAAUGUACUCGCGCUGUUAAAUCAGUUGUGUUUUGUCGCUGGCAACUGACCGCCUUUUUCUCUCCCCCUGUCUCUCUGUUUCUCUUUGCCUCUCCCCUCUGUCCUUAAUACCCCAUUUUUCUGUCUCUACCCUGUGGUUUUUCUGCUCAGUCGUCCCCUUUAGAUGUGUCACAACCGAUGUGGGUGAACACAACGGGAGGAUUUAUUGUUGGAGCACGGCAGUGGAGGUGUUACGUGUCGUACAGCAACGGCACGGCCGGGAAGAUGAACGGGGCGCUGGACCAUUCGGACCAGCCGGACCCGGACGCCAUCAAGAUGUUCGUGGGCCAGAUCCCGCGCUCCUGGUCAGAGAAGGAGCUGAAGGAGCUGUUUGAGCCGUACGGAGCCGUCUACCAGAUCAACAUCCUCCGAGACCGCAGCCAGAACCCUCCACAGAGCAAAGGCUGCUGUUUUGUCACGUUUUACACAAGGAAAGCUGCCCUUGAAGCCCAGAAUGCACUGCAUAACAUAAAGACCUUAACAGGGAUGCACCACCCUAUUCAGAUGAAACCUGCAGACAGCGAGAAAUCUAACGCGGUGGAAGACAGGAAGUUGUUCAUCGGCAUGGUGUCGAAGAAGUGCAACGAGAACGACAUCCGGGUCAUGUUCUCUGCGUUCGGACAGAUCGAGGAGUGCCGGAUCCUCAGGGGGCCCGACGGACUGAGCAGAGGAUGUGCGUUUGUCACGUUUUCCACCAGAGCUAUGGCACAGAAUGCAAUCAAAGCCAUGCACCAGUCUCAGACUAUGGAGGGCUGCUCGUCUCCCAUCGUGGUGAAGUUCGCCGACACGCAGAAGGACAAGGAGCAGCGGCGUCUGCAGCAGCAGCUGGCGCAGCAGAUGCAGCAGCUCAACAGUGCGACCACCUGGGGGAGCCUGACGGGCCUGGGCGGCCUCACCCCGCAGUAUCUGGCUGUAAGGAGAGCCGCCGCGUCGCCCACCACCAUCACCUCCUCCACCCCUUACUACAGCCCCAUGGCCAACGCCGCCGCAUUGCUCCAGCAGGCGACUUCCUCCAGUAACCUGGGAGCCUUCAGCGGGAUCCAGCAGAUGGCCGGUAUGAGUGCUCUGCAGUUGCAGAACCUGGCCACUUUAGCGGCGGCAGCGGCGGCGGCCCAAAACUCAGCCAGUCCCUCCGCCGCAAACCCCCUGUCCAACAGCGUCGCCUCCCUGGGAGCGUUGGGCAGCCCAGCCAACUCCAACGCCGGCAUGAACUCUCUGACCUCUCUGGGCACCCUGCAGGGCCUGGCAGGCACCGUCGGCCUGAACAACAUUAAUGCACUAGCAGGUAGCAUCAACAUUGCUCAAAUGCUCUCAGGUAUGGCGGCUCUAAACGGAGGCCUGGGCGGGGGGCUGACCAACGGGACGGCGGGCACCAUGGACGCGCUGACGCAGGCUUACUCAGGGAUCCAGCAGUACGCCGCCGCAGCGCUGCCCACCCUCUACAGCCAGUCCCUGCUGCAGCAGCAAGGGGCCGCCGGCAGCCAGAAAGAGGGUCCCGAGGGUGCCAACCUGUUCAUCUACCACCUGCCCCAGGAGUUUGGAGACCAGGACAUACUGCAGAUGUUCAUGCCUUUCGGAAACGUGGUCUCUGCCAAAGUCUUCAUCGACAAACAGACGAACCUGAGCAAGUGCUUCGGCUUCGUCAGCUACGACAAUCCAGUGUCGGCACAGGCAGCCAUCCAGGCCAUGAACGGCUUCCAGAUCGGCAUGAAGCGGCUGAAGGUGCAGCUGAAGCGCUCCAAGAACGACAGCAAACCGUACUGA